UGGGAUGCGGCAGAGAGACGGAGGGGGAGUGUGGGACACACGGAGUGAAGACAGACACCAAGAGGGACAGAAAAGGAGGAGAGACAUAAAAUAAUCUGUGUUCCUGAUGAUUUAGCUCCUCAGGUUACAGAGACAGAGAGACAGACAGACUGACAGACAGAGAGUGAGAGAGAGAGAGAGAGAGAGAGAGAGAGAGAGAGAGAGAGAGAGAGAGAGAGAGAGAGCUACACACAGACAGAGAGAGAGAGAGAGAGAGAGAGAGAGAGAGAGAGCGAGAGAGAGCGAGAGAGAGAGAGAGCUACACCACAGACAGACAGAGAGAGAGAGCGGAAGGAAAAGUUCAGAUCCCACGGAGCAGCUCGUGGGAGUGGGAAGCAGGAUCGUGACUGAAGCUCCACAGUCUGUCUCAUCAUGGCAGGACCUGGAGGUGACAUGCAGUGGUGCUUCUCUCAGGUGAAAGGAGCCAUUGAUGACGACGUAGCUGAAGCAGACAUCAUUUCCACAGUUGAGUUUAACCACACUGGGGAGCUGCUCGCCACCGGAGACAAGGGAGGGCGCGUAGUCAUUUUCCAGCAGGAAAUAGAGAAUAAGAGUCAGCCUCAGUUCAAGAGUGAAUACAAUGUUUACAGCACUUUCCAGAGCCAUGAGCCCGAGUUUGACUACUUGAAGAGUUUGGAGAUUGAGGAGAAGAUCAACAAAAUUCGCUGGCUUCCUCAGAAAAAUGCUGCCCAAUUCCUGUUGUCAACUAAUGAUAAGACAAUCAAGUUGUGGAAAAUCAGUGAACGAGACAAAAGACCAGAGGGCUAUAAUCUCAAGGAGGAGGAUGGACGCUACAAAGACCCAAACACUAUCACAUCACUGCGGGUACCAGUUCUGAUACCCAUGGACCUCAUGGUGGAAGCCAGUCCACGGAGGGUGUUUGCCAACGCUCACACCUACCAUAUCAACUCUAUCUCAGUCAACAGUGACAAUGAGACCUAUCUGUCUGCAGACGACCUCCGCAUCAACUUGUGGCACCUCGAGAUCACCGACCGCAGCUUCAACAUCGUUGACAUCAAACCGGCCAACAUGGAAGAGCUAACGGAGGUGAUCACAGCAGCGGAGUUCCACCCUCAUCAGUGUAACACGUUUGUGUACAGCAGCAGCAAAGGAACCAUCCGUCUCUGUGACAUGCGAGCCUCAGCGCUGUGUGAUAAGCACUCCAAAUUGUUUGAGGAGCCAGAAGAUCCUAGUAAUCGCUCGUUUUUCUCUGAGAUCAUAUCAUCGAUCUCAGACGUCAAGUUUAGCCACAACGGGCGCUACAUGAUGACCAGAGACUACUUGUCUGUGAAGAUUUGGGAUCUUAACAUGGAGAACAGGCCAGUGGAGACUUAUCAGGUUCAUGAGUAUCUCAGGAGCAAGCUGUGCUCGCUCUAUGAGAACGACUGCAUCUUCGACAAGUUUGAAUGCUGCUGGAAUGGUAACGACAGCGUGGUGAUGACGGGCUCAUACAACAACUUCUUCCGGAUGUUUGACCGUGGCCAGAGGCGGGAUGUGACUCUGGAGGCGUCCCGUGAAAACAGCAAGCCCAUGCAGGUCCUGAAGCCUCGCAAGGUUUGUGCAGGAGGGAAGCGCAAGAAGGAUGAAAUCAGCGUUGAUAGUUUGGACUUCAACAAGAAGAUCCUUCACACUGCCUGGCAUCCCCAGGACAACAUCAUCGCGGUGGCAACGACCAACAACCUCUACAUAUUCCAGGACAAAGUGAACUAAGUACAGGGUGAGCUUCUGUGAGAUCUGGCGUGGGCGACUUCAUGUGUACCACCUGCAGCCUUUCAGGCUCAGCAAGGGUGAUCUGUGGGAACCACGACAACCAGCAUCCCUGUCUGUUGCUACCGGGUGACCAGACUUUGCCACUUUGUUCUAGAUGUGGACAGAGAAAGCCUCGCUCUUGCCCAUCAUCGGCCUGUCUGUGGCAGAGAAACACCCGCCUUGUUGUUUAAGUGAUGUUGUGCCAAUUCUUUUCCCCCCUCACUUUUUUUUGUUUCAGUUCUGUUUUGCUUUGCAAGGCCACCUGCCCUUUCCUCCCCCAGGGUAACAUGGGUAAAGCAGUUUAAUUUCCUUAAAAAUUCUGAAUACAGACACACUUAUUUUUAUAACUUUCCCCCCCAAUGGCUCUGUGGUAGAAAAUGACAACACUGAUUUAGUAUGUCCCCUUAUUGUCCUGUGCCAUUCUAGUGUUUAUUUUUCUAAGAAAAACAUGUUUUGUUUGUGUACACUUUUUAUUAAUUCAUCUGUCAUACUGUCAUGGUAUUCUUUGACUCACUUCACAUGUCCCUCCUCUUUAAUUAAACCAUGCAGACUCAGCAGUCACAGUUUUCUUCACACACUCGUGGCUCAGACUGGACAGGGACAUGUCAGCGGUCGCCUCCAGGAGAAUUAGUUAUUUCACAGAAGAAAAGCCUGACUCACUGUCGCUGUGCCUCAGGCUCUGGGUGCUCUAAAAGGUCCUCUAGAUACAGAUUUUUUUAUUUUCAAUUGGCUCUGUCUUUCCAUCUUUUGUGCAUUGGUUCCUCUUUUUUUCCUUUUCUUUGUGUUCAACAAUAGUCAGGUAUAAGAGAUAGCCUAUUCAAAGAGAAUUAUUAUGAUUGUCAUAUUUAUAUUAAAAAAAGAUAAAAUGUCACCAGAUUUGUUCCGUCCUAUUUUGUGAAAAGAAGCCGGACCUUAGACAUAACUUUUUCUGUGUCAUCUUAAGUAUUGUCUUUCCAUAGUGUACCACAGCUCUGGAGCAGCACUUCACAACAGGGAAUAUUUGAUUUGACACUGGACUCUCUUACUGCACCAACUCAAGUACUUCGAUGUGUUGAAAGACUGCAGCUUAAAAGAAAACAUUAUUUGAGGCAUUAAUCACUUAAAGUGUUUGUUGAAACUACUGCAGACAUUAUAAAUGCUACUGUAUGUGAUGGUACAAUAAGCUGCAAAAUGAUUUGCAGCAGUUGAUGUUCCCACACCGUAUUUAAAAUGUGGUCCGUUACGACUCUAUUGAUGCCUCUAGUAAUGUAUAACUACAAUUUUAAUCUAUGACAGUGAAGAUAAUAAAGGAACUACUUUUUGCA
Molecule: messenger RNA, 3092 nt
Organism: Notolabrus celidotus (New Zealand spotty)
Lineage: Eukaryota; Metazoa; Chordata; Actinopteri; Labriformes; Labridae
Product: serine/threonine-protein phosphatase 2A 55 kDa regulatory subunit B alpha isoform
Exons: 10
Coding region: 412-1749 (445 amino acids)
Biological process (GO): peptidyl-serine dephosphorylation
Cellular component (GO): protein phosphatase type 2A complex; cytosol
Molecular function (GO): protein phosphatase regulator activity; protein binding
Source: RefSeq, a predicted model, not a curated record